UUCUGUUGUUGUCGCCGUUGAAGUGAACAGGAGCCGACAUGUGUCCCGUGUGAUUUGUUUCCAGAUUUGUGCUCUGGAUCAUUCCUGGAGAAUGAAAAGACAAAGUGAAGAGAAGAGAAGCAGAAACACUUUGUUCACUGUGUUCCGCCUCGGAUCCGCCUCUCCAACAUCUCCAGCGGCUUUUAUGCGACUGGAGACACUAAAACACUAAAUAAUGGCGUUCUUCGUGAAAAAGAAGAAAUUCAAGUUCCAGACUCAUCUGACGCUGGAGGAGCUGACGGCGGUUCCUUUUGUCAACGGAGUCCUCUUCUGCAAGAUCAGGCUGCUGGACGGAGACUUCAUGGCCACUUCUUCCAGGCAGGAGGUGCAGGAGAACUGCGUCCGCUGGAGGAAACGCUUCACCUUCGUGUCCAAGAUGAGCGCCAACCCGGCCACCGGAGUCCUGGACCCGUCCGUCUGCAGGGUCUCCGUCAGGAAGGAACUCAAAGGAGGAAAAGCUUAUUCGAAGCUGGGCUUCACAGACCUCAACAUGGCGGAGUUUGCAGGUUCUGGCUCCACCGUUCGCUGCUGUCUGCUGGAGGGAUACGACACCAAGAACACACGGCAGGACAACUCCAUACUGAAGGUGAUCAUCGGGAUGACCCUGCUGUCUGGAGAUCCAUGUUUUAAAACGCCUCCGAGCUCAGCCAAGUCCAUCUCCGUCCCGGGACGAGAGCCCACCCUGCAGCUGGACUGUAAGGGGGAGGGGACGGGAGGAGCAGCAGGAGGCGCAGGAGGAGCAGCAGGAGGAGGAGUCUCUCUGGGCCGAGCCCCCAAACCCAGACCCUCCAUCAUCAGCUCAGGUCUGCUGGAGGAGUCCGAGGUGAACCAGUCUGGUCCUGCAGACGUCUUCCAGUCCGGUCACUCCCGUAACUCCAGCUACGCCAGCCAGCACAGCAGGAUCUCAGGCUACAGCACCGAGCUGUCGUGCUCGUCCAGCCUGUCUGACCUCACUCACCGCAGGAACACGUCGACAGGCAGCAGCACCUCUGGGGGCGUGGCCUUCACUGUGGACACGCCCCCCGACGGGGACAAGGACGCCGGACGUCCAGAGAGACCCCCUCGCCCCCCGCGGCCUGCCCUGCCCCCCAACAGGCCCUCCAGGAGGAAGCAGGACUCGGUGGAGACUCACCCCUCCUGGGUCAACGACACUCGCAUCGAUGCCGACGACAUCGUGGAGAAAAUCGUCCAAAGCCAAAACUUUGCAGACAUCAACAACACUGAAGACAGCAACCUGCGACUGUUCGUCAGCAGAGACGGGACCACCGAGCUCAGCGGCAUCAGGCUGGGAAACAGAGUUUCUGCAGGCGGCUACGAGCCCGUCGUCAUCGAGAGCCAUUAAAGCAGGAGACCCAGGGGCCCUCAGACCCAGGGGCCCUCAGACCCUCAGACC
Molecule: messenger RNA, 1432 nt
Organism: Centropristis striata (black sea bass)
Lineage: Eukaryota; Metazoa; Chordata; Actinopteri; Perciformes; Serranidae
Gene: eeig1a
Product: estrogen-induced osteoclastogenesis regulator 1a
Exons: 11
Coding region: 215-1381 (388 amino acids)
Source: RefSeq, a predicted model, not a curated record